Messenger RNA from Brenthis ino (lesser marbled fritillary), 2142 nucleotides. The record is from the annotation of a GenBank genome assembly. Lineage: Eukaryota; Metazoa; Arthropoda; Insecta; Lepidoptera; Nymphalidae.
AUGUAUUCCAAUAUAAUUAUACCAAGACAAUGGGCAAGAUUAGCACAUUUUUAUCGAUCAGUGUCCUCUGUAGAAGGCCAAAAACUUCCUGAGAUAGGUAAAUCCAGUGAUGGUAUUUCUCCACCGCCAAGAAUACGAAGAGGUCCGACUGAUAUUUUACAAGCAUUAGCGGCUACAAUCGGGAAUGAUCCUACCGCAGCUCAUUACAAGUAUCACGAUGAUCCAUUCCUCAUUCCUCUAUCAAAUUAUCGAAAACGAGCGUAUGCAUUAUCUGCGGAAGCUGGUCGAAAGGCAGCAGCUUGGAUUAGAGAUGAACAUGCAGAUCUAUUUACUACAAGAGAAUGGGACCCUCCUAUGAAAAUGAAAACUCCAUAUUUUAAUGCUGAUCCACAAAUUGAAAUAUUUGCACCUAAACCCAUUUAUAACGAUGAGAGCAAGGUUACUGAGGAAGACUUGAAAUAUACAAUAGAAAAUGCUUUAAUAGAAGAUUCAAUUAAAGUAUUUGAACUACUUGGUGGAGCUGAUAAUGUAAAUAAUGAUUUAAAAAUGUCGUUAUUGCAACUGUUGUGUUUUUACAAUGAAAAAGAACCAAUUGCCAUGGAAUGGGUUGAAGAGAGAUGGUUUGCUGGAGCAACAAAAGAAAGACACUCAGCUACAUGGAAGCUUGGAGGUUUAGCUGAUAAACUCUUUACAGCAAUGGAACCAAAAACACCUGAGGCAUAUUGCGCUGUUAUAAAGGGCAUGGCCAAAUAUUUCCAGGCAGAAAGAGCUCAUGUAUUAGCACAAGAAGCGAAGGAAAAUGGUGUACCUCUAUCGACAAGUGUGUACAAUGCGUUAAUAGGAUGUGUAGGGUUUUUGAAGGAAGGUGCUUCGCUGCGCAUUGAAGCUUUGAAGGGUUUGUUGGUCGAAAUGAAUGAACAGGGUUUAACACCUGAUACAGGCACUUUAAACAUAUGCCUGAAGUCAUUAUCAGUGUGGGGAAGCGGGAAGGCCCUCCAAAGCUUUGCAUUACAACUUGUGGCCGAGUUCAAACAACUAGGCAUUGAACCAAGCCUUUCUGCUUACUAUUACUUAUUAUGUUUAUUCUGCAAAGAACAGGGACCUCGGACCGACAUCCUGUCUGGUAUAUUAGAUGAUUUAGAAUCCAGAGAGGCAUUAAAAGCCACUGAUGCAAUGGAUACAAACUUCUUUAUUACUGCAAUGGGAGUGUGCAGCGAUCACUUACAAAACAUAAACUUAGCAGAACGAGUCCAUGCUUUACUUAUGAAGGAUGAUAACUAUAAGUUAGUGGGGGAUGCUUACAAAGAGAGUAUUUACUACAGACAUUAUGUUACUAUCACCUGCCGAUACGCGCCGUUCGAAAGAACAUUAGAGUUACUGGAUAUGUUGGUACCCAACAUUUAUGUACCUGAACCAUCUGUCAUGGAAGAGAUAAUAAAGACGCUAGAAGUGGGCGGCGCGGGCGAGCGCCUGGCGCUGGCGUGGUCGCAGCUGGUGGUGUUCGGGCUCGCCAAGCGCACGCGCCUGCUGGAGCAGCUGCUCGCCGCGCUGUGCUCCUGCUACCCCGGCCAAGACGAUGAAGUGAAAGAGAAAAUCCGUAACGUCGCAGCCGACAUGUUGAAGUUUGGUCAACUCACAGAAGAACGCGAAGAAACAGAAGGCCGCAGAUCUCCUACACAGAAGUUGUCGGCGUCGGCCCUCGCCAACAUAAUCGAGCUGUGCUCGGACAGCUCGGACAAGGCGGCGCCGGCGUGGGCCGCGGUGCAGGAGGCGCUGGCGCGGCUGCGCGGCGCGCGCGCGCCCGGCGUGCCCGCGCGCCCCGCCGCGCUGGCCGCCGCCGCGCGCCGCGCCGCCGCCGCCGGCCUGCCGGGGCUCGCCGCGAUCGCAGUCACAUACUUAGCAGAGAGCGGAUUCGAAGAAGCGUUAUCGGCUAGUGUAGAGACGUUAGGUGUGAUGUUAAACCGGACUAAUGAAGAGGUGCAGAACCUUCUAGAAGAAAACAAAACCUCCCUCGCAACAUCACUCCAUCCUUCGGCUUUGGCUGUGGCUCAAGCGUAUCAGAUAGCUAAAACCGGAGCACCAUUACAAGAUUCUGAUUCGUCCACAAGUUCAGAAAGCGGUAGUGAAUCCUCAGAUGACGAC